Molecule: messenger RNA, 246 nt
Organism: Penicillium malachiteum
Lineage: Eukaryota; Fungi; Ascomycota; Eurotiomycetes; Eurotiales; Aspergillaceae
Exons: 1
Coding region: 1-246 (81 amino acids)
Source: RefSeq, a predicted model, not a curated record
AUGCCGACUUCGUGUCCAGGAAGACCGCCUCAGGGUUUCCUCGAAAUCCCUGGUCUGCGGGAUGUUGCUAUUGCUGAAUAUAGUGACUGGCAGCAGUCCCAGGUAAAUGAUGACAGACUAAAGGAAGAGUUUCGGAAAGCUCGCGAUACUGCCCUCGAAGAUGGACUGGAUCUUGUGCAGAUCCACAAGGAUCAGGACCCGGGAUUUUUCAUUAAGAACGGCAUCAAAAGAGGUAUUGCUCAUUGA